Messenger RNA from Acanthopagrus latus (yellowfin seabream), 2868 nucleotides. It is a transcript of the gene prelid3a, whose product is annotated as PRELI domain containing 3A. NCBI's taxonomy places the organism in Eukaryota, Metazoa, Chordata, Actinopteri, Spariformes, Sparidae. Gene Ontology annotation, biological process: phospholipid transport. Gene Ontology annotation, cellular component: mitochondrial intermembrane space. The record is from RefSeq and is a predicted model, not a curated record. The transcript has 6 exons. Gene Ontology annotation, molecular function: phosphatidic acid transfer activity. The coding region runs from base 597 to 1238 and encodes 213 amino acids.
CAAUCAGAGGACUGCGGGUACAGCGGGGCAGGGGCUUUCAAAAUAAGAGUGUACAACUGGUGGCCUACAUGCACUGCACUAUCGUGAACAUAACACAUAAUAAGUGAGUCAGUACCAGUACCGUCUUUAGAAAUCGUAAUUUACAAGUCCAGUUUCCUAUGAUACAGCGCCUAGGUGAAGGUGAAGGGGAGCUGCAACCAGCGGUCAGUUACAUCGUUUUAUUUUGAAAUUCCUGACCGGAUCUCUGUAUCUCACUCCGCCCAGCUCGACACCUGGUGGCUCCGCUGCUGCACCGGCUUCUCUCUUGUCCUUCCUUCGCUGCGUCAGUGUAUUUGUUGUUUUCUAUAAAUUACAUGUUUUCUGCCUGUCCCUGUGACGUCAGCAGCGCACACCGACUCUCCGUAGGGUUUCUCCCGGUAGAAAAAAGCGGAGAUGCGCUCUGUGGACUCGCUUCAUUGAUGGUCGUGAGCUUCCAUCUAAGGCCCAUUUCUGUGAUUACCGGGGCUAGUUCCUCCGAUCAAGAUGGUCCGGUGAAAUACAGUGUCGGGAAACCGGACGGUUUUUACAGCGAUUAGGUCAGGACUGUCUCUCGGAAGAUGAAGAUUUGGAGCACGGAACAUGUUUUCAGUUACCCGUGGGAGACGGUGAUCAAGGCUGCCAUGAGGAAGUACCCCAACCCCAUGAACCCAAACGUGGUUGGGGUGGACGUGCUGGACCGCAAUCUGGAUGAAGAGGGACGCCUGCACAGCCACAGACUCCUCAGCACAGAGUGGGGCCUCCCAAGCAUUGUGCGAGCGAUACUGGGAACCAGUUCAACACAGACGUAUGUGAAGGAACAUUCCAUAGUCGACCCAGACGAGAAAAAGAUGGAGCUGUGCUCAACAAACAUCACUCUCACCAACCUGAUCUCGGUAGACGAGAGGCUUCUUUACAGACCGCACCCCGACAACCCUGAGGUCACCGUCCUCACCCAGGAGGCCAUCAUCACAGUCAAGGGAGUGAGUCUAAGUAGUUACCUGGAGGGGAUGAUGGCGAGGAGGAUGUCAGCUAAUGCCAGGAAGCUCCACAGUGACGACGACUCGCCCUGGCUACACCUCAUGAACCACCUGGGAUUCUCAGCACCUCGAGAUCCUCUGCAGUUGGUACUUACACCGUCUGGGAGGUCUUGUCGGGUUCCCACCCCACACCGCCUCUCUCACCUCUGGAGUAAACGCACUGGAAGCUCAGACGGACGGUGAAAACGCUGCCAAAGCUGAGCAAUCGUCAAAAAGUGUUAGAAGCUGGAUUUAAGGGGUUGUGGGUCCGCGUCUGGUAGACGUGGCUCAAUGCUAAGUCGGUACUCAAUAACCUAUUAACAACAGUUUUAAUGAAGGCGAGAGUGGAGAGCAGAUCAGUUUCCUCCUGCUGUCAAGGGAGUCGCAUCAAUAUCGUGAACCCACCAGGCUACGCCGGUUUGAAUAUUACUCUUCCACAAUUCCUUUGCUUUCAUAUCAUAUCUUAGCAGAAGAGCUGCAGGCGAGGUUUACGCACACAGUUUGUAAAAAAAACGACAUAUGGUACACUGACAAUAUGCAACAAACUUUGUUACUUUUAUUUGAACUGUCUCCUGUCAUGUCAAACACUGGCGACUCCUAUAGCAGGAGUACAUGUCAACAAGUUGUUACUGGUGCUUAUUAUUCGUCAAGACGCACAAACUGUAGGUGGGGGGGGGGGUUAUUCAAGAAAAGAGCUACAAAACCACUAAUGCAGCUUUUGAUAGAAAUUAGAAGAAAUAUUGUUUAUCUAUGAAAAGAAAGAUGGGAAUGUACCACUGACAUUGCCUUCUUCUUCUGCUGUCACAGCGACAAAACCCUGGCACCAUUUUGACAUCAAAUCAAUGUGCAGUGUUGUCUUUAACUGGCUGAUUCGUAAUUGGCUUACAGAGGAGGUCGAGGAUGACAUGUUAAGUGAAUAAAAUGGGCGGAUUCACCCUUUUAUACAGACUUAGAACGGUGCCUGUGUGUCAGAGUUUUGACAGCAGUAAAACACUUCCAUGCCUUUGACAGUCUGACACUUCAUGCUUCCCAAAUGUUGAACUGUAUCCUCCAUGAAAGCUACCUAUACACCCUGAGCAGCAGGGCAGUACUGUACGUGCAAUGCUUCAGUGGGAGUUGCACACAUUUACAAUUACGACUUAUGUGCUAAGUCAUAUUUCUUGGUGAAAUGUUUUAAUAUUUGAAUAAUAUUUGUAAAGAAUAUUAUUUAUUAUAAAACAUGGUGUAACCAGCAGUCAUUUAUUAGAAUUGUUUAUAUUGUCUGAGUGUCAUGAAAAAAAAAGGAGUUGCAUUUGCUUUAUUGAUUUUAACUUCAACUACUGAAACAAUUAAAACAAUUGUUGGAGAGAACAACGUUUGGUUACUGGUUUUGUUGCUGAUAGAGUUCAUUGCUUGAAAGGCCCGGCAUUAUUACACUGCUGAUGAAAUAAUGCCCUGGAGUUCAGUGGCACUGGAGAGAUGGAUUUGAAGCAGGGUUCCUACACCUUUACUGCUGUCAAAUUCAAGCACUUUCACUCUCUUUUUUUUACUUAAAGAUUUAUCAACUGUACCUGAAUAUCAAACAAGUAAAAGUAAAAUUCUACAUAUGUUUACCUGUAUAUACUGUGUAUUAUAGGCCAAUUGGUUAUCGGCCUGGUUGAUUAUUGGAUCGAUCAUUUCAAAAUAUGUUGCUCUGGCUCUGAUGAAGCAUGUAAUCCUUAAAGCAUCUAACUAGGUAUCAAAUAAAUACUAGUAAAGCACAGUGUAUGACCCCAAUGUGUAGUGGAAUGGAAGCAAAAGUAGCAGAAAAUGGAUGGUAUCAACAUGGCACUUGAGUAAAUGUACUUCCCAUCAC